Molecule: messenger RNA, 2505 nt
Organism: Dromaius novaehollandiae (emu)
Lineage: Eukaryota; Metazoa; Chordata; Aves; Casuariiformes; Dromaiidae
Product: RNA-binding Raly-like protein
Exons: 7
Coding region: 174-779 (201 amino acids)
Cellular component (GO): nucleus
Molecular function (GO): RNA binding
Source: RefSeq, a predicted model, not a curated record
ACCGCCCCGGCCGGCCUGUGUCCGCCCCGGGCCGGGGCUGCCCGCGCCCCGCUCGGCCCCGGCCCUGACACCGGCCCCGGUCCGCCAGCCGCCGCCCGCUUUGCUGCCCCGGGGGCAGGUGCCCCCCCUGGGGACGGGUGCCCCCCCGGCCCGGGACCCCCUCAGAUUUGGACAUGGCCAGAGAACCCAAGCCAAGCCGGGCCAGGCUGGGCCAGAAGAGGCAGCACAGCAGCACCCUGUACCACAGUAACUGCGAUCUGGACUACGAUCUCUACAGGGAUGACUUCCCGUACCGAGUGUAUGAGUACCAGAAAAUCCCACCUCUCAUUAACCGCAUCCCUGUCAAGGCCAGACGAACUCAUGUUGGGGCAGGAGGCAAAAGUAGUCUAAGCCCCCAGCCUGGGACGAGGAGCAGCACCAGCUCCACGACAGGACGGACAAAGUUGCGGGCCGAAGAGCUGCACUCGAUCAAAGGGGAGCUGAGUCAGAUCAAGGCACAGGUGGACAGUCUGCUGGAGAGCCUGGACCGCAUGGACCAGCGGAGAGACCGUCUCUCAGUCUCUGUCCCUGCAGGGUCCAAGGAGAGCGAGAAGAAAAGGGCCGAAGUGGGUGCAGAGCCGCCAUCCCCAGCAGGAGAGGGGCCACGGGAGCCCCAGGGGAAGGAGGCGUCAGGAGCUGAUGGGCACAGUGACCUGCGCAACAUCGACAGUGCAGAGGAGAGCACGGACACCGAGGAGACGAUGAAAAAUCACACGUCAGACCCCGAGGGGAGUCAGUAGAUGGACUGGGAUACCGUGGCCUUCCUGGUGGGCCAGCAGUUCCUGUCUUGUGUUCGUAUUUCUUUUGAGGCUUCCAGCUAGUGCCACGUGUGAUGCGAGGUACCCACUUGCAGCACUCAUGCCCAGCACGGGCAUCCCCUGCCACUGUUGCCAGCAGCCCCAUGUCCCACCCCUGCAAGACUUUGGCCUGCUGUGGUGAGAGAAGCCUUUGUGUUUGCGCUUUUUAAUUUUUUUUCCCCUCCUGUUUUUAGACUAGGGAUAAAUAAAUGUGUUGGGAGGGUUAGAGGGUAGAAGCAAAAAGAACCACGUCCCAAAGGAACAUCAGUGCUGAGCAGAAAUCUAGGCCGCUUUGUGUGCGAUGGUCCUCCCCCUUCUCACAUCAUGCUGCCAAAGGAGCAAGGAGGCCCUGGAGCCUGGUGCAGCACGCUCUGUAUCGCAGAGAAAGGACCCAGUACCAUUAGCUCUCCCUGUGCCAGGCGCUGCACUGACCCUUCUGUGCACUGCACAGCUCACAUGCCAACCUCCUCUGCCCCAAAAGCAUGCCCACCAGCCUGCCCUCCCCAUAGCCCUUGUCUGCAUGCUUUGAGCCCCACAGGGAACUUGCGCCAACUGUGGCACUACGUGGCCUCUCAAAAAGUUCAGCAGGUGCCAGUACAGCAGGCCAAGGUGCUCAGAGCUGCAUGGCAUCAUGUUGUGACAACCGCUGUGCAGCCAUCCUUCUGCUGUGCCAUCAGAGGCCGUGGGGAUGAGUGCCACCCUGAGAUGGCUCCAGGGGUCUUCACAGCAAGGGCUGAGCGUUUCAGGACAGGGAGCAGGGUCUGCAUGCUGAGCCCAGCCCCAACACUGGCAGACAGGCGCAGAAGGCUGGUGCAAGCUGUAGUUUUCACCCAUGUCAGCUGCAUCACGUACAUCUGGCCAGAGCUCGCAGCCUGGCUGCGCUCCCUGCACGUGUCCAAGCCAGGCAGCCCUUCCAGAGCAGCAAGGCCGUAGUGUAGGCCAGGUGACCAGCACAGCAGCGCCCUGGCAAGUGGGGCAGCACGACAAGCAUAGACAUUCUCAUAUUGCAGCCUGGUGCCAUGGGCUUGGCAGAGGGAGAGAGGGGAGGGUGACAAGGAUUUUGGGUCUGAUGCAGCAGGGACUCGAGAGCUGAUCUUAAAACAGGCCAAAGCUGCAGCUCUGUCUCUCCUGGGGGGUGACAGGUUGGAAAUACCCCUCAUUGCUUAGGGGAGACCCAGCCACCAGGAACUGCACAUGGAAGGGGCCUUUGCAGCCUGUCCUGUUUGGCCUGGCAGCUCACCACAGUCAGACGCCACCAGCCCAAUGCGGUGUGGUGCAAGCCAAAUCACUGCCCGUCACCCACGCUCACAAAUGUGUCAUCUUUGCUGGUCUGUCUGCCUCACUACACAAUAGCGUUUGCAGUCACCGGGACUCCCAUGAGCAGCUUUGCCAGCAAUAAUGGGAGGUGUUGGCUUUGCCAUCAGGCACAUUUCUGCUGUGUAGACAGUGGCAGGAGAGUGCUUUGGGGCUCACCUUCAGCCAAGGAACUCGUGGUCCCCUCCAUUCUCCGUGUUCUGCAGAGUUGUAUCUUGUUUCAGUGUCCCUCGUUUCUAGGUCGUCCUUCUCUCGCUGGUAGGAAAGUGUUCUGUAUUUCUAAUUUGCCCUGGUAAAAGAGUGUAUUGUGUUGGAAAGAAAAAAAAAUAAAAUUUGUAUUUCUUUUCUCUGGUUA